Messenger RNA from Cygnus olor (mute swan), 1334 nucleotides. It is a transcript of the gene FKRP, whose product is annotated as fukutin related protein. Gene Ontology annotation, biological process: protein O-linked glycosylation via mannose. Gene Ontology annotation, cellular component: Golgi apparatus. The transcript has a single exon. The annotation marks the transcript as partial. Lineage: Eukaryota; Metazoa; Chordata; Aves; Anseriformes; Anatidae. The record is from RefSeq and is a predicted model, not a curated record.
GACGUGGCCGGCACCGCGCGCUCCUUCGCCGCGCUCCCGCUGCCCGUGCUGGUGGCGGCCGAGGCGGCGCCCUACCCGCCGGUACCGCUGCCUCCCGGGGCGCGGGUGCUGCUUCUGCGCCCGGCUCCCGACCGUCCCCCCCGGGACUCGCGCCCCGAGCUCCACGUCCGCACCCGCCACGUGGCGCUGGUCCCCGACGGCGCCCGAGCCCACCCGGGCCUGCUGGAACGCAUGCGGGCUGCGCUGGAGGCCGGGGACGCCCGGGUGGUGGCGGCGCCCGUGGGGACGGAGCCGCUGCGGUGCCUGGGGCUGCGCGUGGAGCUGCGCGAGUGGACGGCGCGCUACGGCCCCGGGGGGCCGGGGGGGGCCUGCGGGGCCGUGGAAGGGGCGGCCGUGCUGCUGCUGCGCACCCGCGACCUCUUCAACCUCUCCUUCCCCCUGGCUCGCCCGCUGCCCACCGCCCUCUUCGUGCAGGCGGCGCUGCGGGGCUGGGGGCUGCGGGUGCUCCCCGAAGCUUUCCCCGCCGCCCCGGCCCCCCCGGCUUCCCCCCACAACCGGUGGAAAGCCGAGAGCUUGGCGGGGGCCCGGCGGCGGCGGCUCCUGCGCGAGCUGGGCAUCAAGCGGGAGGUGCUGGCGGACGGGCGGGAGCGUUGGUACGGCUGCGGCAAGGACACGGCGCGCUGCUUCGGCACCGUGCACGCCCGCACGCCCCAGUACCUCCUGGCAGGGCGCUGGACCCCGCCGUGCUGCCUGCGGGCGCUGCGCGAGACCGCCCGGCACGUGGCCGGGGCGCUGGAGGCCGCCGGCGUGCGGUACUGGUUGGAGGGGGGCUCGCUGCUGGGCGCCGUGCGCCUGCGGGACAUCAUCCCCUGGGACUACGACGUGGACCUGGGCAUCUACCGGGAGGACGCCGGCAAGUGCCGGUGGCUGCGGGAGGCGGCGGCGGGAGGCGCGGUGGAGGACGCCGAGGGCUUCGUCUGGGAGAAGGCGGCCGAAGGGGACUUCUUCCGCGUGCACUACAGCCGCGCCAACCGGCUGCACGUCGACCUGUGGCCCUUCUACGCCCGCGCCGGGGUGAUGACCAAGGACACGUGGCUGGGGCACCCGCAGGACGUGGAGUUCCCCGAGCGCUUCCUGCGCCCGCUGGUGCCGCUGCCCUUCGCCGGCUUCACCGCCAUGGCGCCCAACAACGCCCGCGCCUUCCUCGAGCUCAAGUUCGGCCCGGGGGCCGUCGAGAACCCCGAGUACCCCAACCCCGCCGUGAAGCGCUUGGGGCAGGGGGGGUGAGGGGCCCGGACCCCCCCCCCCCCCCAAUAAACCCUCGUGUGACACCC